This is a messenger RNA of Laccaria bicolor S238N-H82, 312 nucleotides long. RefSeq lists its product as uncharacterized. NCBI's taxonomy places the organism in Eukaryota, Fungi, Basidiomycota, Agaricomycetes, Agaricales, Hydnangiaceae. The transcript is spliced from 3 exons. The coding region runs from base 1 to 312 and encodes 103 amino acids. The record is from RefSeq and is a predicted model, not a curated record.
AUGUCCGAUCUAUGUCUCGCCGAUGCAAUAAUCGAGUCCAUCGUCGAAACUGAUACGUUGUCUGACCAGUCUAUAGCGAAACUGAACUCCAUUUUUCCAGAAACCCUUGUGGUCGCAGCACUGGAUCUCGUUGACCGCGAAAAUAUCAUAAAGUAUGUCGUUUCAUGGCGCCAGUCGGAAUAUGAAGUCCUCGGGUCCACGACAACUUACAAUGUUCUGCUUGACUUGACGACGGCCCCUGUCCCCUACUUUUGCUCUUGCCCUGCCUUCGCCUAUGCAGUCUUGUUGUGUCGCACCCAUCUUAUGGUUUGA